This is a messenger RNA of Ahaetulla prasina, 807 nucleotides long. It is a transcript of the gene TMPPE, whose product is annotated as transmembrane protein with metallophosphoesterase domain. The record is from RefSeq and is a predicted model, not a curated record. NCBI's taxonomy places the organism in Eukaryota, Metazoa, Chordata, Lepidosauria, Squamata, Colubridae.
AUGAUCUUCAUCCAGCUUCCAUUUGAAGCAAAGGUUGCAGCUGCUGCUGAAGCUAUUUUUUUCUCCAUGUUAGUAUCAGAAAUGUAUCUGACUGAAAAUAUUGAGGUGACAAGAUUGAAAUAGCUGCUGAAGUUGCAGAGUUUGUUUAUUAAUGUCUUAAUAGUCAUAGGAUCCCAUCACAUAUGGAGAAGUACAGUGACUCUGUUCUAUAAAUCACCAGCUGCCAACUCAUUCUGCUUCAUUUUAUAAAAAACAGUAUUGUUCAUGUGUCUCAUUUUGGCAUACUCAAGUUUUUUCACACCAUCCUUCCGUAUUGCGGAUGAGCCUUAUUUUUUUUUCUUUAGCAGCAUUUACUUAUCUUGGAAGCUCAGUAUUCUUAGUUUCUUUUUCUUCAUGAUUGAUUUCAUGAAAUUGGUAAAGAAGCCAACCCUAGCAGACUUAGCUAUAAGAUUGGCUGUUAUUGGACUCAUCAAUGCUCCUCAGUCUCAUGUAGUAAAAUCAAUAGCAAUUACUAUUCAUAAAUUAACAUUGUCUAUGAAUAAGAUAGUUUUGCUUUCUGAUAUUCAUUUGGGGCCAACCAUUGGAAAAAUUAAACUCCAGAUGAUUGUAAAUAUAGCUAAAACUUUAAAACCAAAUUUCACUGUGAUUGUUGUUGACCUGUCUGAUUCUGAGGUGAAAGGCAGUUGAGGUGAGCAGUUCCACAAUAUGGAACUGCUUGGCCAAAUUGAUUUCCAAUUCAUUAUAAAAUGAAGCAGAAUGAGUUGGCAGCUGGUGAUUUAUAGAACAGAGUCACUGUACUUCUCCAUA